UCAGCUUCAGGGACCGCGGUGACAUUCUGCUCGGCGCCGCGGGCAGGCCAGAGCCUCGGGUGAGAAAGACAGGGCACAGUGCAGAAGCCAUCGCCCCCUGCAGAGCCGCCAGCGCAUCUGGAUGGAAGGAGCCGCGACCCCAGACGCAGGCUCGAUGGAGCCAUUCGCCCUCCCGGGCCUGCUCUUCACCACCACCCUGCUGCUCCUGGCCCUGCGCCUCCUCACCCAGCGCACCAGGCGACCUGGUGAACCUCCCCUGAUAAAAGGUUGGCUUCCUUAUCUCGGCAUUACUCUGAAGCUCCAAAAGGACCCAUUAGCUUUCCUAAGGACUCUCCAAAGGAAAUACGGCGACACUUUCACUGUUCUGAUUUCAGGGAAGUAUAUAACGUUUGUUCUGAACCCCUUCCACUACCAUCUCAUAAGGAAAAACCCCAAACAAUUCAGCUUUCAGGAGUUCAGCAAACAGUUAUCAUCGAAAGCCUUCUCCAUCAAGAAGCUGAAAACUGAUGAUGACCUUAAUGAAGACAUUCACAGAGCCUACCUGUUUCUACAAGGCAAAGCUUUGGACAGUCUCCUAGAAAGCCUAACCCAACAACUGAAAGAAAUCGUUGAGCCCCAACUACUAAAAACCACAGAGUGGAAUACAUCAAGACUGUUUCCAUUCAUUAGCUCACUGGUAUUUGAGACCACAUUUACGACUAUCUAUGGAAAACUUCUUGCUGGUAACAGGAAGAAAAUUAUCAGUGAGUUAAGAGAUGACUUUCUAAAAUUCGAUGACACAUUUCCAUACUUAAUAUCCGAUAUACCCAUUCAGCUUCUAAGACAUGUGAAAUCUAUGCAGGAGAAACUUAUAAGAUGCCUCAUGUCCGAAAAACUAGAUCAGAUGCAUGGAUGCUCAGAAAUUGUUCAGGAAAGGAAAGAGAUUCUGGAAAAACACUAUGGGCGUGAAGACUUAGAAAUAGGAGCCCAUCAUCUUGGCUUUCUCUGGGCCUCUAUGGCAAACACCAUUCCAGCUGUGUACUGGGCAGUGUAUUAUCUUCUUCGGCACCCAGAAGCUGUGGAAGCGCUGCGUGACGAAAUUGACAGCUUCGUGCAGUCAACAGGUCAAAAGAAAGGGCCUGGACUUUCCAUCCACUUCACCAGAGAACAAUUGGACAGCUUGGUCUGCCUGGACAGCACGGUCCUUGAGGUUCUGCGGCUGUGCUCACACUCCACCAUCAUCCGGAAAGUUGAAGAGGAUAUGAAUUUCAACUUAGAGACCAGCAACUACUGUCUACGAAAGGGAGACUUUGUGGCUAUCUUUCCUCCCAUCCUGCACAUGGACCCAGAAGUCUUUGAGGCUCCAGAGGAAUUUAGAUUUGAUCGAUUCCUAGAAGACGGCAAGAAGAAAACAACGUUUCUCAAGGAAGGGAAAAAGCUGAAGUAUUACAUUAUGCCAUUUGGAUUUGGAGCCAGCAAAUGUCCAGGCCGAUAUUUUGCAAUUAUUGAAAUGAAGCUAGUAUUAGCUAUACUUUUAACUUAUUUUGAUUUAGAAAUAAUUGGCAAGGAGCCUGUAGGACAAAACCACAGUCGUUUGUUGUUCGGUAUUCAGCAACCUGAUUCUGAUGUCUCAUUCAGGUACAAGGCAAAAUCUUGGAAAAGCUGAAAAGAUGGCAGAGAAACUUGUCAGAGUGAGGCUACGUACGCUGAGCUCUGUGGUUUGUUGUACGCCUGCAAAUGCGACAGCUAUGCUUCUUUGUUUGAAAAUGGCAAAUUUACAUUUGAUCUGAGAUUGAUUCAGUUUGUUCUUGGUCACAAAGCCUAUCAUAAGUUAAAGCAAGGCGGUGACCUAAACACUGUCAGGGCAGUCAUUUCAGGGUUAAGUUCGAAGUAACAAUUUCCACUUGUACUUACUGUGCUUUGUAUCAUUGGUUGUGAAUGUGCUCUUCCAGUAAUAAAUUUGGCCCUGAGUGAUUUUUUUAAGUUACUGAAAUCCUCUAAUAAGAUUUUAUGUACUGCUGGAAAAGUGUGUCUUUGGACAGCCAAACAACUUCCAAAUUCUCAGAAGAGAGGAAAAUUAAUUCCCAGGAGUUAUACUGUAUGAAAUGUUCCCUUCAAGUGGAGUAUCAAUAAUGUCUAUAUUACCAGCGUACCUUUGCAUUAAAUGAGUGUUACAAUAGAUUAAAUGUUCCCACUUCCCUUCAAUAUUUAACUGCCCAUAAAUGAUUUUUAUAACUUGUGUAUUCUGCAUUUCAAUAGAACAAAAAACCUUUCAUGUUCAAGUUAAAUACUGCUAAAAUUUCAUAUAUAAGAAAACACAAAACCUAUUAUUAUAUAUUCAGCAAUUGCUCUAGACAUUAGUAUUAGAUUUAUUUUAGAGGGAAAUGUUGAAGUCAUUAUGGCAUUGAUGGUAGUAUUGGUCUUUAGUAUAAACUGUGUUAUUCUAAUUGUAAUGCACUCUUUAAUAAAUGUUCCAAUUUAUAUAAACUGGGAAUUAGGUAUUAUUAUACUUAUUCACAACCUUUUGGUCUUAGAGGUUAGUUGUAUUAUUUUGGACUAUCACACUAAACUAUAAUAAGUAAUUUCAUAUGAUAUAAUACAGCCUGUAUCAAUAAUUAAAAGAUUUCUACUAUAAAAUUUCCCAGUGAUUGACAUUUGGCAUAAAUGGAGACACGGCAUGCAAACUCACAGGGCAAAUAAUUAAGCCAGAUUAAUUCAUGCUGCAUUAAUUAGAAAUUCUAAUGCUUUGGAAAUUUUAUAUUGUUGUUAGCAAGGAAAUUGAUUUAAAAUAGCACUCUAAAAUGCUUAUCGUACUAGGUAAAUACAAGGUAGCAUUUUUUUUUCUCCCUUCUGGAGCAUAUGUUCAUUGAAUGCUCCUUGCAUGAAAGUCUACUGACAUGAAUUCUGUUUUUGCUUGAUUAAAGUGGUCUUUAUUCCCAAUCUCCUUCCUUUUAAAAAUUGCAAAAUGACCAUUUAUAAUUAUAUAAAUUCACAGAAUACAAAAUAAGGUUAUGGUUUAUGAAAAUGAUGUGGAAUGAUUAGACCAAUCCAAAUGAUUAAAUCAACCCAGAUACUUAUGCAACUUUUAACACAGAGUGCUCUAUUAUUAACUAUAUUCACAAGGCGAUGUACUAAAACUCUUCCCACCCACCCCCCACUGCAAAAGACUGUAAUUCUCCUGGAUGGGAUGUUUUUACUUUUUGAUCAUUUCUCCUACACUUUCCUAGCCUUCUACAAUCAUUAUUUCACUCUGUACUUUGAUAAGUUUGAUUAUUUUGAAUUUCAUAUGUUCUAAUAUUUUUCCUUGCUAUGACAAGAAGAUUGUGACAAGAACAGUUACUUGGGGAGAAAAGAAUUUAUCAGAGGUUACACAUCCAAAUCAUAAUCUAUUGUUGAGGGAAAUCAAGGACUGAACUCAAGGCAGGAACCUGAUACAGAGAAAUGCUGCAUACUGGCUUGCUCACUGGCUCAUUCCUAACUAGCUUUUUAUUAACCACACCUACCAGCCCAGAAAAUGGUACUGCCCACAGUAUCUUCACCCUGCUACAUUAAUCAUGAAGGCUGUCUUUCACUGGCAUGGCCAUGGGCAUCUGAUGAAGGCAAUUCUUCAGUUGAGGUUCUCUCUUCCUACAUACUCUAGAUUGAACCAAGAUGACAUUAAAACUAAUACAUGAGGUAGAGUCCAUAGUAUUCGUCUGUCUCUGGUUGCUUUUACUUCGUAUCCUCUAAAUCUGUCUAUGUUUAAUCAAAUAACAGUAUUUUUUUCAAGACUAAGCAAUAUUCCAUCAUGUGUCUUUAUUCAAAUGCUGUCUCUAAUCACCCCUACCUCCUCUAUACAAUUUCAUGACACCCUUCAUUCUCCUGGAAACAAAGGACACAUGUGUUGUCCCAUCCCCAGGCCAAUCUGACCCUCUUCCUUCUUGAGAGUCUCUCUGGUUGAAUUUUGAGCCACGAACAUCAUGUCACCUUUCAAAUUUUCCAUCUCACGAAUUUUCUUAGUUCAGUGAUUGCAUUUUUUGGUUGGUAACUCAUUGUUCUUCAUGUAUAUUUUCUUCAUGGCCAUAUUUUACAAAAAUCUUGUUCCUUUAAUGCAUUUCACUAUCCCUGUAACUACAGUCAGCAUGGUUUAUAUUCUGCACCUGGCUUGUCCAGCCCUCUCCUGUUUUAUGUGUCUGAUUUUGUAAUUUCCCCUUCCCAUCAGUGCUUCCAAUAGUUUAACUACUGAGUUCGUAUGUGUUCCUUGGAAUUUUACUUCUGGAAAAUGUUUCUGAUCUGGGUUUAAUGUUCAUUCCUCAAAGUAUAAACUGUGCUUGGUUUUAUCUUA
Messenger RNA from Alexandromys fortis (reed vole), 4303 nucleotides. It is a transcript of the gene Cyp7b1, whose product is annotated as cytochrome P450 family 7 subfamily B member 1. Lineage: Eukaryota; Metazoa; Chordata; Mammalia; Rodentia; Cricetidae. The transcript is spliced from 6 exons. The record is from RefSeq and is a predicted model, not a curated record. Gene Ontology annotation, biological process: bile acid biosynthetic process; cholesterol homeostasis. The coding region runs from base 122 to 1645 and encodes 507 amino acids. Gene Ontology annotation, molecular function: iron ion binding; heme binding; oxysterol 7-alpha-hydroxylase activity.